AUGAGCGUUCCCCGUAGCCUGUUCGCAGGCACGCGAACAGCACGAUCCGCAACAACUACACAAUGCUUCGCCAAAAGAUCAGCUCAGACUUCGCUGCUAUUUGCAAGACGGCAGUCGAACCAAGCCACCAGAAAGCUGCACCAGCAGACACCACGAAGAGCACAACAUGCCGCCGCCGCUCGAGAAGUUGAAUCGUCAAACCCCGCCCUCUCCUUCCCAUGCCUCGACGCUCAAGAGGCUCGCUCUGUGUCUCUUUCGAGAAAGAGGGCAUCUUCAGGACCCGAACCCUCAUAUACCUCUGGACACACCCUGAAUUUCCAUUCGACACAGCCCAUACUCCUCGAUUGGGGCGGCAUACUGCCAGAGUUCAACAUUGCAUAUGAGACAUGGGGGCAACUCAGCCCGAACAAGAGUAAUGCCAUCCUACUCCAUACUGGGCUAUCCGCUUCUAGUCAUGCCCACAGCACAGAAACGAACACAAAGCCGGGAUGGUGGGAGAGGUUUAUCGGGCCAGGAAAGCCUUUGGAUACAGACAAAUACUUCAUCAUCUGCACAAACGUAAUCGGAGGAUGCUAUGGCUCGACUGGACCUUCCUCAAUCGACCCUGCCAACGGCGAACGAUACGCGACCCGAUUUCCAAUUCUUACAAUGGAGGACAUGGUACGCGCACAGUUCCGACUGCUGGACAACCUUGGCAUUCAGAAGCUGUAUGCGAGUGUAGGAUCGAGUAUGGGUGGUAUGCAAAGUCUAGCCGCUGGGACACUGUUUCCUGACCGCGUGGGCCGUCUUGUCAGCAUAAGUGGAUGUGCACGCAGUCACCCAUACAGCAUUGCUAUGAGACACACCCAACGUCAAGUGCUCAUGAUGGACCCCAACUGGAAUCGCGGUUUCUAUUAUGACAGCAUCCCUCCACAUGGUGGUAUGAAGCUUGCACGAGAAAUUGCCACAGUCACAUACCGAAGCGGCCCAGAAUGGGAGCAACGAUUUGGUCGACGGCGGGCAGACCCUUCGCGACCACCGGCGCUUUGCCCCGAUUUUCUCAUCGAAACCUACCUCGACCACGCGGGGGAAAAAUGGUGUUUGGAGUAUGAUCCGAAUAGCUUGCUCUACGUCUCCAAGGCCAUGGACCUGUUUGAUCUAGGACAAGAGCACCGCAAUCGCAUCAACGAGGUGCGGAAGGCGAACAGUGGCAAGAUGCAGGCUUACCUGGAUGGCCACGACAUCACGUCUGACACGAGCAGCGAUGUGUGCAACUUGACUUUGCCUGAUCGACCAUACGAGGAGAAAGAGCAGCCUGCUGAUGUCGACUCUGUAGCGCAGACUGACGGCAAUGAACCACCAGCCGAUCUCGUGGCUGGCCUGAAGCCUCUCGCAAAUACCCCGACUCUCGUUUUGGGUGUUGCUAGCGACAUCCUGUUCCCUGCGUGGCAGCAGAAGGAAAUAGCAACAACGCUCAAGCGUACUGGCAACAAAAAUGUCACGCAUAUUGAACUCGGGGAAGAGAAGAGCUUGUUUGGCCAUGAUACUUUCCUUCUCGAUCUUCAGAACGUCGGUGGCGCUGUGCAGAACUUCCUUGGAUGA
Molecule: messenger RNA, 1581 nt
Organism: Alternaria postmessia
Lineage: Eukaryota; Fungi; Ascomycota; Dothideomycetes; Pleosporales; Pleosporaceae
Exons: 2
Coding region: 1-1581 (526 amino acids)
Biological process (GO): L-homoserine metabolic process
Molecular function (GO): L-serine O-acetyltransferase activity; homoserine O-acetyltransferase activity
Source: RefSeq, a predicted model, not a curated record